CUUCAACUCUCCGCCUUUCUCCUUCUCGAACUACCUCGACUCAGCCCGCCGCUUCUUCUUCUUCUCUUCUUCUGCUAUAUCUUCCUAGAACACACACGCAGCCGUCUCGUCUUUGACUACCAGUCCUCUCUUGCGCUAUCUCCACAAUGGGUUUGAAGGACUUCCUGCCACACAAAUCAAAGAAUACCAGAACAAAAGUCAUCGUCGACCACAACAGUGUCUCUACCACUCCCGCCGUCCGCCCCUCUCCUUUCCUCACUUCAUCCCUCAAUUCUCCUUCCACCGCACCAAAACAGCAGCAGCAGCAGCAGCAACAGCAGCAGCAGCAGCAAAUCCCACAACAGUCGCCAUCUCCAAGCCUACUAGACCGCAGACCGUCUCCUCAGCAACGGACAAGCACAGCAACAUACCCCUCCGCCACUAAUUUCCCGCGCGAAGUCCCUCCUGGUCUUGCGGACGGAAUCUCAUGGAACCGUAGCGGCGGUAACGGCACUCAUCUCAUCGUCGGCAUCGACUUUGGCACCACAAACUCCGGAAUCGCCUUUGCAUAUGUCACCGGUCCUAAAGAAUCCGACGUCGUUGAAGAAACAAUCUCCGAAUGGCCCGGUCUCGCCAACAACUCCCGAUUCAAAAUCCCGUCCGUGGUCUACUACAACACUGCCGGCGACGUAGUCGGCUGGGGCACUGACACACAGAAUGCCGUCACUUUGUCCGGAGGAUUGAAGCCCGGUAUUAUAAAGGCUGAACUCUUCAAACUCCAUUUGCAAAACUCGGGCACUUACCUCGACGCCGGCCGCAAGCACGCGCUGCCUGCCAACAAAACCGCGAUCGAGGUCACGUCAGACUACCUCACGAAGCUCAGAGAAGCAAUGACGAAAGAGCUCAUCAAGAAAUUCGGCGAAGAUCUCUACCGCAAAGAGGAGAAAAAGAUACGCUACAUUCUCACCGUGCCAGCAAUCUGGAACGACUCUGGCAAGGCUGCCACGCGCCAGGCUGCUGUUCGGGCCGGAUUCAUUGAAGACCCAACCGACCGACGGCUCUCGCUCAUCACCGAGCCCGAGGCCGCCGCCGUGUUCUGCUCUAAAAAAGGUGUUAUGGACCUGAAGCUUAACGAUGCUUUUCUUGUUGUGGACUGCGGUGGUGGAACUGUCGAUUUGAUCUCGUACGAAGUCGAGAGCAUGGAUCCUUUCUCUGUCCGUGAAUGCACUCAGGGUACUGGCGGUACAUGUGGCUCCACCGAAAUCGACGCUGCCUUUUCCCUGCUCGUCGUCAAUAAACUCGCUAGACUGGGUCCAGCCGAAGAUCAGGCGGCGACAAAGAUGCGGAACCUCAAGAUCCGUCGCAAAUGCGUCAACAGCUUUGACGCGAUCAAGGCAAAGUUCUCGGAGAAGGAGCUCGAGUACGAGGUCGAAAUCGGCCAGGUCAUCAACGCGCCGACCCUCGGCUUUAUCGACGAGUACCUUGUCUUCCAGAUGGAUGAGAUCCGAUCGGUAUUUGAACCCACAAUCACCCGCAUUGUCCAGCUUGUGCGCCAGCAAAUCGAGUCUGUCGAAACUCUCAACAAGUCUCUCGAAGCCAUCCUCCUCGUCGGCGGCUUUGGAUCCUCGACCUACCUCUACGACCAACUCCGCAUCCAGCUUCCGAACCACUACGCUUCACGCCUGCGCCGCCCGGUCGAUGCGGUUGCCGCCAUUGUUCGUGGCGCAGUGUACACCGGCGUUUACGAAAGCACGCUCACCUCUCGCAUCGCUCGACGGCACUAUAUGAUGGCCACAAUGCAGGAGUUUGAUCCUGCAAUCCACCCAAUGCGAUACCGAACCCAAUCCGUCGACGGAACCUACAAGUGCAAAAACACCGUCGACGCUCUCGUGCGGAAAGGCGACCGAAUGAAAGUUGGCGAGCCCACCACGCUCGCAUUUUUCCGUGCAGUGCCCACUAACGCGCGCCUCUUCUUCUCUGACGCGAUCUACACAUGCGAGGACGACGAGCUGCCGCUUUUCAUUGACGAGCCCAACGUUCAAAAGAUCGCGACUCUCGAUAUCGAUCUCACGUCGUUUGAUCCUGAAACAAGCUUCGAGCGCAUCACCUCGAAUGGGAAGCCUUAUUACCGCGUCAACUUCCAUAUCCUGCUUUCUAUGGAAGGCGGUAACGAGCUGCGAGCCGAGUGGGUGUUUAGGAAUCAGGUCAUGAACAUUGUGACCGUUCGAUUUACAUGAUUGUACGACUAUUCUGUUCUCGAUGCAUAUUCUCAUCAUCUAGACUGGCGAUGUAUAAGUACAGUGAUUUUGAUGACAUUUAUCUAAUAUAGUCUCUACAUUUUGUUUGAUAUAAUCUGUUAUUAGUCAUACUCCUCAAGACUGGGUCCAAUGACCACCAAACCA
Messenger RNA from Myxozyma melibiosi, 2381 nucleotides. RefSeq lists its product as uncharacterized. The record is from RefSeq and is a predicted model, not a curated record. Gene Ontology annotation, molecular function: ATP-dependent protein folding chaperone; ATP binding. NCBI's taxonomy places the organism in Eukaryota, Fungi, Ascomycota, Lipomycetes, Lipomycetales, Lipomycetaceae. The transcript has 3 exons. The coding region runs from base 147 to 2216 and encodes 689 amino acids.